This is a messenger RNA of Sycon ciliatum, 2269 nucleotides long. RefSeq lists its product as uncharacterized. The coding region runs from base 58 to 1680 and encodes 540 amino acids. The transcript is spliced from 15 exons. The record is from RefSeq and is a predicted model, not a curated record. NCBI's taxonomy places the organism in Eukaryota, Metazoa, Porifera, Calcarea, Leucosolenida, Sycettidae.
AGGUGCAACUGCGCUACUCUGGGAACAUCAGUGAACACUAAUUUGACUAAUGAAUGAAUGAAAACGGUUGUCGCACUGCGAUCCUGCCGAUCGAUAGCAACGAAAUGCAACAUUUUGCUUCCACGCGUUCUCUUGAUCGACCGUAUACUCAUGUUGGCGACCAUGUACGCACUAGUUCUCUGUUUUAUCUACCUGCCAUUGGGCAUUAUCGCUGUGGUGAUCCCUCGUGACGUGAACAAUUGGGAUUUGGUUUCGCAGGAGUCGAAUGGUGACAUUCCCAAUCAUUUCCAAUUCCCGCGGACACGGAGAGUCAACACAGUUCCUGGAGAUCACGCCUCUUUCCUGCAACAUUCAGGAGCCAAGUGGAACAGUGGCAGAGUUUUGCCAUCUCCACCACAAACCCCGAAUGGAACGUACGCUCUCAACGUGCGGCGGUUUGGUGCGAAAGGGGAUGGAAAAGGUGAUGACACCGCUGCCUUUCAGAAAGCUCUUGACCAGUCCUACAAGCUGGGUAGUCUCUUUGUCUUGGCCCCACCAGGACAGUACGUGAUCCGUGCAAACCUCACCAUACCAGUCGGUGUCACCUUAAAGGGAUCGUAUAUGUAUGCUCCAUCACACGUCGUCAAUCGUAACCCGCCUCAUGACCCUCCAUCAGAAGGAUCCGUGCUACUCGCAUACGGCGGUCGUAAUGUGUCAUCAGGAUGUCUUAUCACCGUCAGUGAGCUAGCUACGUUCAGUGGAUUCACCGUGUAUUACCCGGAUCAAGUGCAGGACAAAGCACCAGUACCGUAUCCAUGGUCUGUAUGUCUGGAUGGCAUAAACACUGCUGUAACUGACGUGGAGUGUCUGAACUGCUGGAACGCUGUCAAAGCUGUGAAAGCACCCCGCCACUACAUCGCCCGUAUCCAGGGGCAACCAAUCAAUAUGGGUGUGUACGUGGAUGAGAAUCAUGACGUUGGACGUAUUGAGGAUGUUCACUUCGUCCCGUGGUACAGUAAAAAUCUGACAUACAUUCAAUGGCAGUUCGUCAAUGGCCAAGCAUUUGUGUUUGGUCACACUAACUGGCAGUACGUGUUCAAUACGUUUGCCUUUGGGUAUGCAGUGGGCUAUCGCUUCCUGGACGCAGAGACUGGUGCCUGUAAUGGCAACUUCCUGGGGAUAGGUGCUGACAUGAUGGCAAAUUCCUCUGUCUUGGUGGACAAUGUAAAGCCGGACGGAAUACACAUAACCAACGGGGAAUUCACGGCGUUUCGCAAGUACACAUGGGGAAAACAGAUUGCUGAUCCAACACAGAUCCACAUCCGGGGAACGAACAGGGGAGGCGUGCGGAUAAGCAACUCAGCAUUCUGGGGUCCGUCAGACCAAAUCGCAAUUGUGGCAGGAAGUGGAACCACUGGCUUCAUGGGGUGCACCUUUGUCAACUGGGAUGCCUAUAACAUUCGGACACCAGCAAUCUAUGUAAUUGGAGCUACUGGGAAUCUCAUCGUUGAAGGUUGUGACUUUGCCAAGAAAGGCAAUCCCCCAGUGCAUAUCAUUCUGGACACUACCCUGGCCAGAGCCAUCAUAACUGGGAACACAUUUGCUACACGGCUAUGGAUGUAUGGAUCGGCUCAUAAUACUCAAAUCGGACUCAACGCGGAUGACUCAGAACACAAGACUAUACCCAAUGAUCAGCCCUAAGUGCAGUUCCAAAUAGCUCUCUUGUUGGAGGCUAGAUUUGACACAGAGGAAUCUUGCUUCGAUGUGAUUAAUGGUAUUUCUCUCUCACGCCUCACCUUUGCAACAGCAAAACCACAGUGCAGGGUCGGCUGCGGGCAGCCACGUUGCAAGAUAGAAGGAAGUUUCUCGUUUCUUUCGAAUGCUCAGCCAACGAGAAGCAUACACGUUCACAGCAAGAAUCAUUGCAGUUGGAAUAUGCUCUUAACGCUUGGCCCAUAGCAGUGGCACGCUGUGCUUUAGCUAUUCUCGGAUUUUUGAAAGCUUUUACCUGUGUCAAUUCUGUACAAAGUUGGUACACACUCUUGAAUCUGUUUCAUGGUGCGGAACACCCUCUACAGAUGGUCAGACAUCAGAAUCAAAUGAUACAGCUCCACAGAACUCUUACACAUACUUCCGAUCAUUGUGUCGCAUUGUGUCGGUUUUAUAUUUUCAGAAUAAUUAUGCCUGUUAAAAUGUGAUUGCUUCAUGCAACCACGACCUUGGUCUAUACUUGCCUGACAUGCAGAGGAUGUCCUUCAAGGCCUCAAUGUGCCGAUGUACAAAGUGGUCA